GAUAGACAAGAAGACCGUCACCGAGUUUGGAUCCAACGGGUCGUUCAUUACUCCGUCGAAAGUCAUUGAUUACAGUAGAGAUUUAGGGUUUUUUUUUUUUUUGUAAAGAGUUUGUAGCCUUGCAAAAAAGCGGAAGAAGGAGAGAAAUUAUCUUUGUAAAUUGCUAUAAUCGCAGGUACAAUCUCUAAAAUCCUCUGGGCGGUUUCUACUUUUUCUUUGUAAAUUUUUACAUAUUUAGUGGAGAGACUCAACUCAUUGCCCUGACUCUCUUCUGCAAGUUACGAAAUUUGUUCCUUGUGAUACCCAAAACUUUCCAUUUCAGAUUGAAUGUGUUGUUGAUGAUAAUGGCAGGAUCGGUGGUUUAACCGGGACCGGGAGGAGUAUGGAGCGAGAGAGGACCCUGGGAACCGGGGUGGAUCAUGUAUUGAACUAUCUAAAACGUAAGCAGCUCGAGAAUCCAGGUUUCAUGUAUGCAAUGGAGGAGAAUGGUGGAAAUGUUUUCUGGGCGGAUCCAACAUGCAGGUUGAAUUAUACCUACUUUGGCGAUACUGUGGUUUUUGACACAACCUACAGGAGGGGUCAGAGGUAUCAAGUGCCAUUUGCUGCCUUCACCGGCUUCAGCCAUCAUGGACUGCCUCUUCUGUUUGGCUGUGCUCUUAUACUCAACGAGUCUGAGUCCUCCUUUGCGUGGCUUUUCCAGACUUGGCUUCAAGCAAUGUCUGCUCCCCCUCCUCCUUCUAUUACAGUCGAACCAGACCGGCUGAUACAGGUUGCUGUUUCUCAAGUCUUCAGUCAGACUCGCCUUCGUUUCAGCCAGCCCCUCAUCUUCAGGGAAACCGAGGAGAAACUUGCACACGUCUAUCAGUCUCAUCCUGGCUUCGAAUCCGAAUUCAUAAAUUGCGUUAUCGAGACAGAAACGGCUGCUGAGUUUGAGGCCUCCUGGGACUCUAUCGUCAGAAGAUACUAUCUAGAGGAUAACGACUGGUUCCAGUCGAUCUAUAAUGCUAGGCAACAAUGGGUCCCAGUUUUUAUUAGAGGCACCUUUUAUGGAGAGCUUUCUGCAAAUGAAGGAAGCAGCAUGUUGAACUCAUUCUUCCAAGGGUUUGUGGACGCAUCAACUACCAUGCAAAUGCUCAUAAACCAGUAUGAGAAAGCAAUUGAUUGUUGGCGUGAGAAAGAACUGAAAGCAGAUUAUGAAGCAACCAACUCAACUCCAAUUAUGAAGACGCCCUCUCCCAUGGAAAGGCAAGCUGCUAGCCUUUAUACCAGGGCAGCGUUCAUCAAGUUUCAGGAGGAGUUUGUUGAGACCCUUGCAAAUCCUGCAAAUAGGAUUAGUGAUUCCGGAACUCGCACCACUUAUCGUGUGGCUAAGUUCGGACAAGCUCACAAUGGUCAUACGGUCAAUUUUGACUCUCUUGAGGUGAAAGCUAAUUGCAGCUGUCAAAUGUUUGAGUAUUCAGGGAUUCUUUGUAGACACAUAUUGGCAGUAUUUAGGGCUAAAAAUGUCCGUACUCUUCCAUCUCGGUAUCUACUAAGGCGAUGGACCAAAGAAGCAAAGACUAGCGGCAUUGAGGAACAACCCGAGUUUUCAAACAGUUGCCAAGAAUCUUUAACCGUCUGCUGUGACAAUCUACGCCAAGAAGCAACCAAGUAUGUGGAGGAGGGCGCCAAAUCUAUUAAGAUUUAUAAAGCUGCAAUGGAUGCCUUAGAUGAAGCUGCCAAGAAGGUUGCUGCUGUUGCAAGUAAUAAAAUUAGAGGAUCCACACCUGGAACUAGUUCUGCCAACGGAGAUUCUUACCCGUUUGACGAAGCUCAAGAAACUGCAAAUGCAAUGAAUCAUCCAGGGGGUGAAAAGGAGAGGAAGAUACUUGAACUGACAGCUGAACUGGAGAGGACUGGUCAGCGAUGCGAAGUUUAUCGAGCAAACCUGCUAUCUAUUUUGAGAGAUAUGGAAGAACAGAAGUAUCAGCUAUCCCUCAAGGUACAAAAUGCUAGACUAAGCUUGAAAGAGUGAGUGCAACCUGCUGGAUACAUAACAAUCACAAUUCAAAUCGCAUACUGUGCUUGGUAUUGCUAAGAUUUAUGGGACUCGACUUCAUGCUUACUCAUUGAGAAUAUGAUUGGGAGUACAAUCUGUUGCAAAGACUACCUACUGAGCUAUAACGGGGAAAUCCUGAAAAUUGGGUCCCUCUUUCAAAAACCCUUAGAUAUUAUACACGAGGAAUCAUAUGAAAGACCAAAUAUUUUUUGCUUGUUUCACAGACUAUCCUUCAAGCUAAUUUUGAUGUUCUGCACUUUGAUGGACACUUGUAACUUUUGAUCUUCCAUUUCUUUCAAAACUGAAAGUAAGUUAGUCCUGUAAGCUUCACAUUUCCUUUUUGCUAAUUCCAGCUCGUUU
Eutrema salsugineum is the source of this 2398-nucleotide messenger RNA. Its product is annotated as protein FAR1-RELATED SEQUENCE 9. The coding region runs from base 383 to 2014 and encodes 543 amino acids. Gene Ontology annotation, molecular function: zinc ion binding. The record is from RefSeq and is a predicted model, not a curated record. Lineage: Eukaryota; Viridiplantae; Streptophyta; Magnoliopsida; Brassicales; Brassicaceae. The transcript is spliced from 2 exons. Gene Ontology annotation, biological process: regulation of DNA-templated transcription.